CGCUGUCCCGGGCGCAGCUUGCGGCGCGGCGGGGGGAGAAACGCUCGGGAGCGGACGGGGCGCGGUGCCCGGGGAACUCCCCGCCACUGGCUCAGCCCGGCCCGUGACCCACCCGCUGCUGAGCGGACGCUCGGCGCCGAUGGCGGGGGCGGCCCAGCCUGGCCGCGCCCGGCAGCCCGGGGGGGGCCCUGGUCGGGCCGGGAGGUGACGCGACGCUGCCGAGUCCGAGGGCGGGGCCCAUGGCCAGGGUGUGGACAGUGCCAAGCACACUGUGGGAGCCAGUGGCAGGCUGGACAGUGCAUCUGCACCUAUGAAGGAGGGCCUGGGGACAUUCCUGAAUCAGCAUUUCCUGCCUGUGCCCGGCAUCAUGGCAUUUCACUGUGCCCCUGGUGAGCCUGUGUCCCCGUCAGCGACUGGCCCUGCUGGGACUCUUUCUUGGAGUCUGUCUUCUGCUACUCAUGGCAGCCACAGAUCUGCACCAUUGGGGCUCUUCUCCCCACCCAGACAAGCAGUUUGAGAGGUUCCUGGCACGGGUGGGAGACCUGCAAGCUACAGACACAGAGGACUCAAUGCUGAACUACGGGAUUGUCAUUGAUUGUGGGAGCAGUGGCUCCCGGGUCUUCGUGUAUUUCUGGCCACCGCACAAUGGGAAUCCUCAUGACCUUUUGGACGUCAAGCAGAUGAGAGACCAGAGCAGCCAGCCUGUUGUCAAGAAAAUCAAGCCAGGGAUCUCCGUGCUGGCAACAACUCCUGAGCAAGCCAGUCACUACAUGCGCCCGCUGCUCAGCUUCGCUGCAGCUCAUGUGCCGGUAAAGAAGCACAAGGAGACUCCGCUCUACAUCCUGUGCACGGCAGGCAUGAGGCUGCUGCCUGAGAGACAGCAGGCUGCGAUCCUGGAGGACUUGGUGAAGAAUGUGCCCCUGGAGUUUGAUUUUCUCUUCUCCGAGUCGCAAGCUGAAGUGAUCUCAGGGAAGCAGGAAGGGGUCUAUGCCUGGAUUGGGAUCAACUUUGUCCUGGGGAGAUUCGAUCAUGAGGAGGAGGAGGAUGCGAUGAUCACUGUGGCCCUGGGGGGUCAGGCGGAGUCCCUGGUGCGGAAGCGGACAGUGGGGAUCCUGGACAUGGGGGGUGCCUCUCUGCAAAUCGCCUACGAGGUGCCCAGCAUGGAGACCUUCUCCUCCCCACAGCAGGAGGAGGCUGCCAAGAGCCUGCUGGCUGAGUUCAACCUGGGCUGCGACGUCCAGCACACGGAGCAUGUGUACCGUGUCUACGUCAGCACCUUCCUGGGCUUUGGGGGCAACUUCGCACGGCAGCGCUACGAGGACCUUGUGCUGAACCAGACCCGCGCCCACAACAGGCUGCAGGGCCAGCAGACGGGAACAAGCGCCGAGACACCCUUUCUGGAUCCCUGCCUGCCUGUGGGACUCGAAGACACAGUAGAAAGGGGUGGCCAGACCCUGCAUGUCCGAGGGCAAGGAGACUGGCAGGCCUGUGCGCAGCUGCUGCGCCCUCUGCUGGCAGGGGUCAACGUCAGCCAGGCCUCCCUGACCCACACUUACCAGGCGCCCAUUGACUUCAACAACAGCGAGUUCUACGGCUUCUCUGAAUUCUUCUACUGUACUGAGGAUGUACUGCGUCUCGGGGGCCUCUACCAUGCACCCAGCUUCACCCGCGCUGCCCAGGAUUACUGCGGCCUGAGCUGGUCAGUGCUGACUCAACGGUUCCAAGAGGGCCUGUACUCAUCACAUGCGGACCAGCAUCGGGUCAAGUAUCAGUGCUUUAAAUCUGCCUGGAUGUACCAAGUCCUUCAUGAGGGCUUCCACUUUCCCCUGGAUUACUCCAGCCUGCACACGGCCCAGCUGGUGUAUGACCGUGAGGUGCAGUGGACCCUGGGAGCCAUUCUCUAUAAAACACGGUUUCUGCCACUCAGGAGAAUCCUCCACGACCCUCGGAAGAUUGUUCCACCUUGCAGUCGCACACCAGCUCAAGCUCCCGGCUACUCCAGUCCCAGCAACGGCACUGUAGGGAACAGAGCGAAGGCGCUGGCUGUAAGGGGAGAGCCUGACCUUUCCCAGCAGGGGGCACUGGAUCUCCGGCAGGAGAGCAGCCGGCAGGCCCACAGCCCCUGGCUCCGCCUCUCCUUCGUUUACAAUCACUAUCUCUUCUUUGUCUGCAUUCUGGUGGUGCUGCUGGCCAUCAUCCUCUACCUACUGCGGCUGCGCCGCAUUCACAGAUGCCAGCUGCGCUCGGCUCCGCUCAACCUGCUGUGGCUGGAAGAGGUGGUGCUGUUGCCAGGCCAGGAACUGGGGCCCUAACCCUGCCACAGCCCAAGAAUCUGUCUGAGCCACAAUUCAACCUGCUUCUAGGUUCCAGUUCCAGCAUCUGAACUGGAACCUAGGCUGGAUGGCAAGUGCCCAAAGUCUCCUGUCAGGAGGUCCAUCAUCUCCUCCUCCUAGUGCCAGAACCAGAGUCUGACAGGUCCUAAGCAGCACAGGACAUGGCUCUGGUGCUUGUAUUUCUGACAAAUGCAAAGGCCUGAAGGCAAGAGAGGUGACACCCACUGAGGUAGCAUCAGCAAGGCAGAGCUAGCAUUUCCUACUCAGGAAAGUGUAAAGGCAGCACCGUUGUAGCAUUUCCUCUCAUCUGCUGUCUUGCAAACCUAUGUAACUCACUGCGCCAAGAUAUCAGUGAGGCCUAGAGUUGGUAGGAUUCAGAGAAUGACUAGACACUUGAGGGACCAACAAGUACAGCUGCUGUUCCCUCUGAAAAGUCAAUCCUCAAGGACUUACCUAAGCCAGCUUCUGCCUGCCACAGAGCAGGGAUCCCGAGCCCCUAAGUCUCUGUCCUUUGGCCCCAUUGUGGACACAGAGGAGCCCGAGCCCCUGCCCCUCCUGUCUUCACAGACAGGCUGCAGCCUUUGCUCAGUUUUUCUCUCCAAGGGGACAGGACUGGGACCUGGAACCUUGGUCCUGGCUCUAUGUUCAGGCUGUGCCUGCAGCAGUCGGAGGAUUGGCUGGAGCUAGCCAGCAAGCAUGACAUGCUCCCUGUCUCCAGGGAGUUGCUGUGACAGUUUGGCCUGUCAUGCCCAAAGGGCCAGAGUCCCUCAUCCCAUCUUCACAGAAGGAGAGGGGUUUGACCCUGCCAAAAGGGCUGAGCAGCAGAGAGUCUGUUUCCAUUGAUGUGUCCUGUUCUCAACUAGUGGGGUACCCUAUGGUCCAUAGGGCAUAAUGCCCCAGUCUGAGCCAUGCGGUUUCUUGAUUUCAGACAGGGGGAAGCACUUAGAAACUUCAUAAUUUUGUGCCGAACGGGGUUUCUUCUACCAGAAGCUGUUUGAAUGAACAUUCUCCCUAAGCCCCCAUCCCAGCCUCUGGGCUUUAAGCCUCCCUCCAGCCCAUCUGUUUGGUAAAGAGGUGCACAGCCCAACUGCUGCAUCCCAGCAGCUCUCACCCUAGGGAGGGGCUCUCUGCUACCUCAGCUGGAUUACAUUUGAUGUCUUGUAGGGGCUGAUAAGACACUGGCCUCAGCAACGGGACUGGAAGGGCCACUAGCUUGUUCUCUGGAAGGGGAGGCAGUGCUUGUCCAUGGGUGGGCAGGGGCCUUCCUCAUUCCAAACCCUCUGGAAUUCUUCUGGUCAGAACUGCACUGGGUUUCUGCAGGCUUCUGAGUCUUCCCCUGGAGGAGGGAGGGUGGUCUGGUCUGCCUCUAUAGCCAGAUCCAUGUCUUCAGCCUCCAGCCCCUGCAGAGGCUCCUUUGUGGUGCAGGUAGGCAGGCAAGGGUGUGCAGCCUCCAUAAUCUAAGAUGGCUGCACACCCUGCAACUGGUUCAUUUUCAAACGAUGCCAAGGGAACAACUAUACCUGCUUAUGCUCCACACAGUUCACUUCCACACCCUCAUGUCCUGCCAUGAUACCAACUGGUGGGACUAUCUACCACCUGUAGAGAAGGUGAGGAACCCCUGUGGGCCAGCCUCUAUGCCACACUGGUCUCACACCCCACCAGGGAUACUGAGACCUCCUCCUAGCCCUGGACAAAGCAGCCAUAUACACCACAAGUAGGAGGGUACUGGAUGAGGGGGUGCUCUGUGACUGGGACCUAUUUCUGGUCCUCCCUGGUCUUACGCAUCCAGGCAGAGUUCCUCUGGUUGGCACCCACUGGCUCCUUAGACAGGUUUGAGGAGCAGUGGGGGCUGUCUGCUCAGUGUCCCCAUCUGGAACUCCCCUCCCCUCCCUGUUAUUCCUUAGUUGCCCCUGUAUUCAUUUGGAUUCUUGGUCCAGUGGUCCCUCCCACAAGGUUGAGGGAGGGGCCUUUAGACACAGGUGGUCUCACACCCACCUGCCUCCUGGAAAUUCCCAUAAGGCCUCCCCUCCUUGGGCCGAGCCCUGCCUCCACUGUUGAAUGCACUUGGAUUACUUGAACCUCACCUACUCCAGUUACUAGAGCAAUAAAUGAUCCAUUAGCCACCCACAACAGCCUCUUUGUCCAUAUCUAUGGUAGUAACAAGCUCUUGCUGAUCAUGUCAGCACUCCCUGUGGUCUCUGCUGCAGGAGCUCUUCACCUCCAUGCUCUCUCUGGGAAGGGACCCCUAGGUAGAAGCUUCACCCAGUCACAGAUGCUGUGUCUCACAUCAGACCUUUACAGUUAUCAGCACCUGUUGUUGCCCCAGGUGCUCAGUACAGCAUGGGUAGCUCUGAUCCAGGUUGCACCUACUGAUAUAGGAACUGCUGACACCCAGGGGCAGGCCCUGCAGUGUUCCACCAACCUCCUGAGACCAGCACAAAGUCUUGCCACCAGGUGUCCAGCUAGGAGGGAUAUCUGCUCUUCCCCUUUACCCUCCCUAACCCAGCCAGGGGCCUGCACCAGGACUGGGGUUACUGAAAUCUCACACCCAUUGUUGUUACUAGAUCAAAGUAGGCCUGAGCCAACUGCGCUCACAGCGGAUACUGCCUCCAACACAUGCAGUUCUGAGAAGACCAAGGCUACACACAGAAACAGCCCCAUGUUACUCAGAAGUAGAGAGAAGGGCGGAGUAUGUUCUGCAUCCUCC
Molecule: messenger RNA, 5040 nt
Organism: Mauremys mutica (yellowpond turtle)
Lineage: Eukaryota; Metazoa; Chordata; Testudines; Geoemydidae
Gene: ENTPD7
Product: ectonucleoside triphosphate diphosphohydrolase 7
Exons: 14
Coding region: 459-2312 (617 amino acids)
Biological process (GO): nucleoside diphosphate catabolic process
Cellular component (GO): membrane
Molecular function (GO): nucleoside diphosphate phosphatase activity
Source: RefSeq, a predicted model, not a curated record